Photinus pyralis (common eastern firefly) is the source of this 1187-nucleotide messenger RNA. RefSeq lists its product as uncharacterized. Gene Ontology annotation, molecular function: catalytic activity. The coding region runs from base 177 to 1187 and encodes 336 amino acids. The transcript is spliced from 2 exons. NCBI's taxonomy places the organism in Eukaryota, Metazoa, Arthropoda, Insecta, Coleoptera, Lampyridae. The record is from RefSeq and is a predicted model, not a curated record.
UGCAAACAAACGAUGAAUUUGGCUAAACAAACGAUGUGCAUACAAAUAAUAUUAAUAUGAACAAUGGGCGGUGCCAACUUCACGGACGUAUGAGACUUUGCCCCUGACGGACGUUAAGCAGUAUCAGGAAUCGGAAUACAUUCUAGUAACAAUUCUUUUUUAGGAGUACCGAAGCAAUGACUAAAUCCACCAUGCAAGUAUAUUACCAAAAUGUUAGGGGUAUUAGAACUAAAAUGCAAAAUUUAAUGCAGUCUGUGUUUGCAACUAAUUACGACGUUAUUUGUCUUACAGAAACAUGGUUAAACCAGGAUAUUUCUUCAAGUGAAUUACAAAUUAGUAGUAAUUACAACGUGUACAGGCAGGAUCGUAAUAUCCUAACUAGUAACUUAAAACGUGGUGGUGGUGUACUUAUCGCGGUGAAUAAAACAUUGAUGUCUAAAUUGAUCUCAACCACUGUCGAUAAUGUUGAGCAUAUUUUCGUAUUGGUUAUGUUUCUCGGUAAAUGUUACAUCAUAGGUAAUGUGUAUAUUCCACCCAAUUCACAUUCAGACGUUUACGACUUACACUGUACUGCAACUGAAAAUGUUCUUAAUCGGUAUCCCGACCACGUGCUAAUUUUGUGUGGCGAUUACAAUUUACCCAAUAUCAAGUGGAUCAACGACCAAUAUGGUCUUCAUGCAACGGGCCAAUUAAAUGAAUCAGGAACUAUAGUAGCUGAUCAUUUUGCCUAUCUAAAUUUAUAUCAAGUAAAUAACGUGCGCAAUGAUUACAAUGUAAUUCUAGAUUUAGUGUUUACAAAUGACUUUAGCUUGGUUACACACACAGCAGAGGAUUUCUUACUUCCAAUUGAUCAUUAUCAUCCCCCUAUCAGUCUAAUAGUUGAAUCAUGUCAACUUGGUGCUGAUGAGCUGAAAGCUGAUUAUUUUUAUUAUGAUUUUAAAAACUGUGAUUUUGCAAACCUGAAUUUGCACCUUUCGCUAGUGAAUUGGGAUUUAUUGUUUUCCAGCUGUGAUAUGAAUGUUUGUGUACAGUCUUUUUAUGAACUACUGCAUCAUUUUUUUGAACUAUAUGUACCUAGAAGGAAAAGUGCCACUUCUAAGUUUCCUAAAUGGUUUUCACGUAAUGUAAAAGAACUUCUUGUGCAGAAAAAGGUUGCUCAUAAAAAAUAUAAACAAACGCGCCUAUGA